CUUCCUUUCAAAAAAAUAAAACGAUAAAAAAAAUAAUGGUGUCGCACCGCCCUUUUAUUUAGCAAUUAGCCAGCAACUACCCCCCCCCCCCGGUGAUUUAUAAUAGCUUUUGAGAUAAUCAACGCCAUUGCUGAGGCCCAGGAAGGAUUUAAAAGAUGUCUCUGGGGGGCUCUCCUGUGACGGUGGUCCAGCUCCCUGGGGGUCAGUUCCAGGUGCAGGGGGUGAUCCAGUCAUCGGUCAUCCAGUCCCCACAGGUGCAGACUGUUCAGAGCCAGGGCUCAGACAGUGACGACUCCCACGACUCCUCAGACAGUGGAGCCUCCGCCCAGAAGACCAGAGAUAUACUGGCCAGACGGCCCUCCUACAGAAAGAUCCUCAAUGAGCUGUCUGCUCAGGAGGUGGCGUCACGGAACGAGGGAGAGGAUGACAACCCUGCUUCCUCUGGCAUGACCACAGUGACAGUGCCCAACACCCAGGCAAUCUACCAGACCAGCAGCGGCCAGUACAUUACCAUCGCCCCUAACGGCACCAUUCAACUGGCCAACCCUGGGUCAGAGAGCCUUCAGGGCUUACAGACUCUCACCAUGACCAACUCAGGCCAACAGCAGGGCACCACCAUCCUACAUUAUGCCCAGACGCCCGAUGGACAGCAGCUACUCGUGCCCAGCAAUCAGGUGGUCGUACAGAGUGCAGGAGGAGAGAUGCAGACGUACCAGAUCCGCACGGCACCCACAGUGCAACAGACUGUCGUCAUGACUUCCCCUGUAGAAAUGUCUGAGCAGAAGACUGGCGACCCCACCAUGAAGAGAGAGAUCCGACUCGCUAAGAACAGGGAAGCGGCCCGUGAGUGUCGCAGGAAGAAGAAGGAAUACGUCAAGUGUCUGGAGAACCGUGUGGCCGUGCUGGAGAACCAGAACAAGACUCUCAUUGAGGAACUCAAGACGUUAAAGGACCUGUACCGUGUCAAAACAGGAUAACCAGGAGGACAAGAAGAGAAGCUGGCCAGCGAGCAGGACUUUUACCGUCAGCAAGCGGCUCUGUUCUGCCACAUGGACAACGCGGGGUUAACCGGGAACACCUUUAAUUUCACACCUGAAAUCAUCGUCCUCAGUUUGUGUUUUAUACUCUUUGUUUUAACAAACACGUCAUGAGCGGUGGCCAUGGCAUGUGUCCAUAUAAAAGACAAUGAAAGGGUGUGAAAGAGAGGUUGUCUGUUUUUAAUCAGAACUCUUUUUAUUGAGCUAACAGAUUGGAUAACUAGUGCUUAAAUGUUUAUUUGUGUAUAUUUUGUGAGCACAUGGAAGGUGUGAAUUGUGAGCAUAAUCAUUGACAAUCAAUUUCCAAUUGUGUCCCCCUUUGCCAGAAUCCGCUCCUUUAUUUUCCUAAUUUUUGUUUAAAAAAAAGUGUAGCAGUGGGCUCAAUCUGCUGUUUUUAACAUCAAACAUUUAUCAGCUGAAUUGUUAUUGUAUGAUGACCUCCAUGACUUCAUGGUGUGAUUCAUGUGUCUUAUGUGAACCAGCUAUUUUCACCCCACCCCCCUUUCUUUCCCCCAUGAGGAAAUGUUACAAGUCUCAUUCCUUACCCUUGUAAGGGGUAUUCGAUAAGAUGGUGUAAGGCUGAAUUGGCUGUUACUAAGACAAUCUAUCAGGGAGAACACACAAUGUCAGGGUAGUAUUUAUUUUAUAUUUCUGGAGACGGUGCGGGGAUGAGCAAAUAAAAUAAAAAGAGGGAAAGCAAUAUCACUCAUUCUGUAAAUGGAAAUAAAUAUUUUUCCAAAUGUUUUCCAAAUGUUCUUUUGGCUCACUCUUUUGGGCUUGUUUCCUGGACACUGAGCCUAGUCCUGGGUGGGGUGUAUUCAUUACGUCUUGCAAUGGAAACCGUUUACCAUUUAAGAACCAAACAGAAGCGAACGAAACUGGGAGGGACCUACCUGAAUUUGUUCAAUAGAAACACUUGUUUUUGUUGCAAGUGUUUUCCGUUUGGAGUAAACGGUUUCUUUUGCAACAGACUGUUGCAAAAGAAUCAGUAUAAUUAAUACAUUACAAUCAGUAUAAUUAAUACAUUACUCAACAGUUGCAAAAUGUUCUGUUUUGCAAUGAUAACGAGUGUUUCUAUUGGACAAAUUCAGGUAGGUUCUUCCACGUUUGGUUCCAAGUGAAUACACCCCUGGACUAAAAAGGUAUGUUCAAUUGAAAGUGCAUUUUAUUGCAAAACCAGUCUUAAAGGGAUAUUUUAGCCAAAAACUUAGUGUCUGAGAAAUGAGUCCAGUCGCCCCAUUUAGUGACUAGUGUUUGAGGUUAUGGGUAUACUACGACCUCUAGUGGUCUCUAGCUAGGUUUCCAUCCAAUUGGUGACCGAAUAAAAGUGGGCAGAAAUGUAACCUUAAUUUAACUAGUCAGGUCAGUUAAGAACAAAUUCUUAUUGACAAUGACGGCCUACCUUGUUCAGGGGCAGAAUGACAGAUUUUUACCUUGUCAGCUCAACGCUCUAACCAGUAGGCUACCUGCCGCCCCACAUAGAGUGCAGGUAGGUUAGUCUACAUGAGAUUAUGGAUAAGAGUAAGAAUAUUUGUAUUCGUCAAAAAGCAGUCGAGCAUCAUGUCACCAAAAUAAGACCCUCGAUAUUAGAAAGGCACAUCAAGAUCACUGCACUUUCACCACCCUGCAUGGUUUCCCGAGUCAUAGUGGGAGGACCAUACGCCAUAUCAUUGUGUGACUCCAAGUUUAUUUUGAUUUGAUGGUUGUAUCAAUAUUUGGGCAUAAAGGCAUUUCCACCACAAUUCAUUUUACUGACAAAAAGAUCCUACCAUGUGUAACAAAACAAGUUCUCUGUUUGCAUUUAUAAAAUUGUACCGAAGCUUCCUGCUUCCAUCACAGCUGUCAUGAUUUAAAAAAAAUAUAUGUUUUGCCUUUACUCGCAUAAAAACUGCAGAUGGAAACGUGGCACAGUUCUGUGACUAGUCAUACCUAUAAAAUAAAAUAUGACAGCUGAAACAGGAAGUUUCGGUACAAUUUUAUUAGUGCUGACAGAUCAUUUGUUUGUUCGACAUGGUGGGAUCUUUUUGUGUCAGUAAAAUGUAUUAUGUAAGAAACCUACAGUGUUGAAUAAAAAUUUACUGCUUGAAGUGUUUCCAUUACCCAUUUAGGCAAAUUGUGCAUUAAUAAAUUGGUGACAGCUUG
Salmo salar (Atlantic salmon) is the source of this 3179-nucleotide messenger RNA. RefSeq names its product cyclic AMP-dependent transcription factor ATF-1. Gene Ontology annotation, biological process: regulation of transcription by RNA polymerase II. NCBI's taxonomy places the organism in Eukaryota, Metazoa, Chordata, Actinopteri, Salmoniformes, Salmonidae. Gene Ontology annotation, molecular function: RNA polymerase II cis-regulatory region sequence-specific DNA binding; protein binding; DNA-binding transcription factor activity, RNA polymerase II-specific. The record is from RefSeq and is a predicted model, not a curated record. Gene Ontology annotation, cellular component: nucleus; ATF4-CREB1 transcription factor complex.